GAGCUGCGCGCGCGGCUGCCGCGGCUCCAGGAGCUGGCGGAGCUUCGGGAGGCGCGGAGGCUGCUGCGGCAGCAGCUGGGAGGCGCGGAGGCCCUGAAACUGGAGCUGAUGAAUGCAGGCUUCGUAGACAAUGCAGGAUUUUUGACCACGGAGGAAAAACCUUUCAACGUCCUCGCGCGCGCUGCUGGGGGGCUUUUGAAGCAGCCGGACAUGGAGUCUGAACAAGAGGCCUUGGGAACUUUCAAAGAGAAAUUCUUGAUCUGCCGUAAUCGCCCUGAGAACGAUCUGCAAUGGGAUUCCAAGGACGUUCGAUGGAGCGGCAAGGCCUCCAUGUCUCGACGCCAUCGUUUUCUCACCACCAAGGACUUGCACUGGCAGUGGUUUAAUCCUUUGGUCUUCGGUAUGGCCGCAGAGUUGGGUGAAGGUUGCACUCCUGCGGAAGCGCUGAAGGAAGUGGAGGAGAUGAAAGCUGCAGCCAUGAGAUAUGUGGAGCACAGCCCUGGCUGGUCGAAGGAGGUGGGACUCUUUGUCAACAUCUUCGGGCACAACAAUGUGAAUUCGCUGUUCAUCCACAUCAUCGAUCUGUCCGAGGUCGGCCCCAGCUACAAGGCGCAGCAACAUAAGAACUGCCCCCUGGACGCGGUCGUGAAGCUGUUGCAGGAGGAGGCGCAGGAGACUUCGCUUCAGCGCAUUUCCGUGGUGGACCGCUCUGCCGCCACGAAGAGCUCCGCGCGACUUGCGGAUCUCAGGGGUGGAUUCCGAGGGACAGGCGGGGCCACCAGUUUGAAGGAGGAACUCGUGGAGCGGGUCCCCGUGCUCAGGGACGCCGGAGCCUUUCGCGAGGCGCGACGCAUCCUGCGCGAGGACUACGGCGGCUGCGCGUCCCUGAAGGCGGAACUGAGCUUCGCGGGCUUCAUCGAUGAAGCGGGGAAGCUGACCACGGGCACCAAGCCUUUCAACCUCUUCGCGCGCAUCGCCAGCGGGGAAAUGCAGCAGCCAGGCAUGGAGGACGAACAGGCGGCAUUGCAAAGCUAUGGAGAGCGCUUUGUGGUCUGCAAAAAUCGCCCGGAGAACGAUGAACAUUGGGACUCAGAGGAGCCGGAAUGGUUGGGCAAAGCCUCGAUGGCGGCGAGACAUCGAUUUUUGACGACCAAGGAUCUUCGAUGGAGCUUUUUCAACGCACUGACCCUAGGCAUGACGGACGAGUCCGAUCUCCGCGCCGCGUUGUCAGAGGCCAUCCAGCUGCUGGAGGACCUUCGCAGUGCAGCGGUGACCUACGUGGGUGGCAGGCGACAACAGGGCUGGUCUGAACAGCUAGGGCUCUACUUCCACGUCUUUGGGCACAACUCGGUGAACUCUUUGCACCUUCACAUGGUGGACAUGAAAGCAGUUGGGCCCACUUUUCGGAAACUGGAGUACAAGAACUGCCCUCUCAAUGCGAUCCUGAAGGUCCUGCAGGAAGAGAUGGCCCAGCUCCAAUCGCUGCCUCGCGGCCUAGAUCAAAUCGAGGCGUCAGCGGAACUGUUGGAAUUGAACGUGGGGGGUGAGCUGCUGGCCAUUUCCGAGCAAUGCUUCUUGAGUUGGAACCCAGAGGUCUUGGAAGGCCUGAAAGCGAAGCCGCGCGAUGGACAAGGUCACAUUUUUUUGGACCUCCCAGCAGCUCCGGUGAAAGUUCUCCUGGACGCUUUGCGCAUGCGACAGCUGCGACAGCAACAAGGCAAGACGCUGCAGCUGAGGUGUGUAGUUGAUGAGGACCUGCGCACGGUGGCAAAGGUCCUGGGUUUUUCCAUCUCUGGCCCUACACAGUGGCAGCCAGUGGCCGUGGCCGUGGCCGGUGCAGCUUUGGCGACCUUCGUAGCCUUGCGACGGAAGCAGUGAGACAAGUGACUUGUGGUGGAUAGGUGCAGAGACUGGGCUGCGCGGAUGGCGACACGGCGACAUGGCGGUGACCAAGCGAUGGGAGAACGUGCUGAAGCGACGCGACGAGCAUCUGGUGGCGAUGCGGCGAUGCGGCGAUGCGAAGUGUCACGGUCUCACCAAAAGAAGGCAACGCAGUGGUGCAGUCAUGGGAGCGGUGGGAAACCAUGGGCAACCAUGGCAACCAAAGGAACCAUGGAGGCGGAGAUGGAAUGUGCAGGGAAAGAUGC
Molecule: messenger RNA, 2147 nt
Organism: Cladocopium goreaui
Lineage: Eukaryota; Dinophyceae; Suessiales; Symbiodiniaceae
Source: the annotation of a GenBank genome assembly